Branchiostoma belcheri (Belcher's lancelet) is the source of this 942-nucleotide messenger RNA. Its product is annotated as filamin-interacting protein FAM101B-like. Gene Ontology annotation, molecular function: filamin binding. Gene Ontology annotation, cellular component: actin filament bundle. Gene Ontology annotation, biological process: actin filament bundle organization; regulation of chondrocyte development. The record is from RefSeq and is a predicted model, not a curated record. The transcript is spliced from 2 exons. Bases 310 to 882 code for a protein of 190 amino acids. Lineage: Eukaryota; Metazoa; Chordata; Leptocardii; Amphioxiformes; Branchiostomatidae.
CUAUUUGCUCCCCGUUUCCAGGGAAGGAAAACAGAAGUUGAAGAAUUUCAGUAGGCACCGAAAUUCCUCCGCAUUCUUAAUUACCGGGGUAAUGCAGAGGGAAUUUGCGUUGGCCUAGCUAUAGCUUCCCUUUGAAAUACGACUUUCCAUUGGAGGAAUAGAUUGGGUUCAAUCCAGAAGAGGGGCGCUAUGGGUGAACGCACACUUCAAGAUCGACGGCCCGUCGUGCACUCUGUCUUGCCAGUUUAGACCUGCCGAUAGCCGUUCCUGCGUGUCAGGACCGCAGCAGGCGACCGAAGACCCUAACUGAUGUGCCCCGUACAUCGUGCCGAGAUGGUGCCCGUCCACGUCACGGAGAGGGUCUGCUUGACUCCGGAACCGCUAGAGAAACACUGCUACAAGAGCUGUUGCGAGUACGAACAGGGGCACCGCUACAUAGAGGACGUACGGUACGUGCUGGGUCUGUCUCAGGUGCACUACCUGACGUCCUACAUCCACAACCCUACUCACCCGUCCACGCCUGAGUACCACAUCAGCGCCGUGCGGUGUGAGCCUCGCCACAAACCACGCCGGUGGCUGUCUACAGUCAUUCUGUAUCCCAAGAGGCCUGUUAGGAGCUACACCUCUACAGUGGAAUACAGAAUGGACAACAGACCCACUACGCGGAAGUUGUACAUGACCAAACUAGACAUGGCGGUCGAGGAAAACGACAUCGUCGCCACGAACAUGUUAUACUUCCCGAAGAGGCGAACUCCGUCCUUCUGGUCUUUCUUCGUCACCGAGGUUAACAACAAGGCGUUGGGCAGGAAAUUCGACGAACUGAAUAACUUCAAGAUCAAGCGUGAAUGGAGAAAACAACUGUCCUUGCAAGUAAUAGCGUAGACUAAUGCCACCUCAAGAAUCAAUCUAAGGCCACGGCAAGUAAUUUUUAUGGAUGACACC